Molecule: messenger RNA, 5957 nt
Organism: Brienomyrus brachyistius
Lineage: Eukaryota; Metazoa; Chordata; Actinopteri; Osteoglossiformes; Mormyridae
Gene: dpysl2b
Product: dihydropyrimidinase like 2b
Exons: 14
Coding region: 2170-4098 (642 amino acids)
Cellular component (GO): cytoplasm; cytosol
Molecular function (GO): hydrolase activity, acting on carbon-nitrogen (but not peptide) bonds, in cyclic amides
Source: RefSeq, a predicted model, not a curated record
GCUGUGAAUUUGCCUUUGUUGUCUCUCGUAUACAUUCAGAAAAGUAAAAAUGGCCUGCAGACUUGUGGGCUACUGUCAUUGCUAAGUGAGCGUAGCUUUAUUUCUAGCCAGAAGGAAGAUUGUAUUAGCAUGAAUAAAACACCCCCCCCCACCCCAUGCACACAAGCAGCUGGCCACCACCCUGUACCCAUGGCAACCUCACAAGCUGCAGUAGGAGGAGCCAACUGACAGCUCCAGGAUUGGUCGGCUGCAGGUGUUCUGAGGUUCCAUAUAGAGGUUGUGGGAGUGGUCUUGGCCCCCCACAAUGAGGAAGGGGUCUAGAGGAAAGUGGCACGUGGUUUGGCAAGCCAGUCUACUCCACCUGUGCAGACAGCACCAGAAAGCAAAAGGCAGGUCUCACUGUGCUCAGAGCUGAAACUGUGUGAUGUGCAAUGGCGGGAAAGCUGGGAAAACUGGGAACUGUAUGAGAGGGGAAACCAGAUGGCAGAAUCCCACCUUUCUUGCUUUAGUAGUUGAUCACCAACACGAUGUGAAAAAGAUCUCGCUAGGGAGCUGCGUAUGCAGGUGUGACUGAAAUGUGAACAAGCAGGAUGAUGCCAUGGUAACACUGACCUCAAUCCAGUGACUUCACUAAUACUUUAAAGCAGGAGUGUAGUACAAACCCCACACCAAUAAGAUGGUCCUCUUUGGCACUGGAGUUCACUAAUACUCUAAAGCAGGAGUGUAGUACAAACAUCACACCAAUAAGAUGGUCCUCUUUGGGACUGGAGUUCACUAAUACAAUAAAGCAGGAAUGUAGUACAAACACCACAGCACUGAGAACCAAGACUGUAGUUCAAAUCAAUAGGUUUAUACCAGAAAGUUUAGAGAGCUUUAAUCAGCCUUGUCUUGUACCACACUCUCAUUGCUCGUAAUUCUCUCUCUCUCUCUCUCUCUCUCUCUCUCUGGCUCUGGGGAGGGGGAAAGAGGGAUGACUGUAGGGCUAUUUGCUGGCCUGUUGUCAUGGAAACUGGGCCUUGCCUUCAGCCAGUUCCCUUUGAAAGAUGUAAUGGCCUCGUGUCUGGGCAGGGUGCACAGUAUGUUGUGCUGAGCUGAUAGUGUCUGAGGUACGCAUCUUCCCACUGAAUACACCUUCAGUGUGUUACUAAUGUACUCAACGUGUUUUCCCAAAGCAAAUCCAGAGCAAGUAGAACUUGAGGAACACAUAAGGAUUUAGUUUUGAAUUAUUAUUUUAAAUUCAGGUUUAUUGCACACGUGUAUAACAAAGCGCAGUUGGAACCUACCUGACAUUAUCUAACCGAGCCGCACCCAGUCUGGUUCGUGUGCGUUCAACUUCUCAGGCUUAAACUUUUCUGGGUUUGUCGGCGGGACUAAAAAGUCUAGCAAAGGCGUGUGAAAGCGUCGGUUUAGCGUAGCUCCGUGCGCCUUUCCCCCGCCUUUGCCGGCUCUGGGUGGUGCUGAAAGGACAGCGCCCAGCGGCGCUCCUUGUCCAUGGCAUGACCACGCAAAACGCGCGCCUGCUGCGCCGCCUCCACCCAUAAUAUAGACCGAUCUCUUCGCUGAAACGAGGCAUGAGCCACUCAGAAUAAUCCGCCAUUUGAACAAUAGAGGAAACAGCGAGGGAUCGGGGUGGAUAGCGUUAGUAGUGCACACUAGACGCACCGACACCGCCUCACCUCCGCCCGUUUCUCUUUAUCAUUCUCUCACUUCUUUCCCACCUCCCUCUUCCUCUGUUUGGUGUGGAGCUGCUCUGUAUGACAGUCUGCCUUUGAUUCGCGCAUUUAACGCAAAAUUGUGAGUCUGCAUGCGUCUCUUUUCCGGAUCUGAUUCCUCAUUUCGUCCUUAAUUAACUUGUUUGCGACAGAUUAAGGUAUAUUCGCCGUUAUGCAGCUGCCUACCAUUGGUAUUAAACGUAAGAAGUUACAGAAGGUCUGUGUCAUGCUGUCAACGGUGCAUCAUACAUACUGUUAAGAUUAUUUUCAUACAGCAUAUAACUAAUAAACAGCACGUCGGAUUUUCGUUAAUAGUGAAAUCUCUUCCGUGGUCGCUGUCCUUUCCUUGUCUUUUCAGCAUUAAAUUGCGGACUCGGAUGUGUUGCGCCGUCACCAACCACCCAGUCACAAUUUAACUGAGCAGAUCAGCAGCCGGAGCCGGAUUCCCAGCAGAGCCAUGUCCGCCUCGGAGGACGUGCCCGCCUUCUUCAGGACCAUGGGCUCCGGCAGCCCCAAGCCCCGGCACAAAUUCUGCGGCGUGUUUUGCCCGGUGGAGGGAGCGACCGACAACAAGACGCUGGAGCUGAGCUCCGUGCCGGCGUGCAGAGGGGAUGGCCGUGUCAUCGAGAAGCAGGGGGACGUCGGAAGGAGGGUGGAAAUCCGGACAAGCGCCGGCAAAGAGGCUCUACAGAAUCUCGGUGACACGAGUGACCGUCUGCUAAUCAAGGGUGGGAAGAUCGUGAAUGAUGACCAGUCCUUCUACGCUGACAUCUACAUGGAGGACGGCCAGAUCAAGCAGAUCGGAGAGAACCUCAUCGUUCCUGGGGGUGUGAAGAUCAUUGACGCCCACGGGCGGAUGCUCAUGCCCGGUGGCAUCGAUGUCCACACCCGCUUCCAGAUGCCUGACCGGGGCAUGAUGGCCGUCGAUGACUUCUACCAGGGGACACGCGCUGCCCUGGCCGGCGGGACCACCAUGAUCAUUGACCAUGUGGUCCCAGAGCCAGGAGGCAGCCUGAUUUCGGCCUUUGAGCAGUGGAGGGACUGGGCGGACAGCAAGGCCUGCUGUGACUAUUCCCUGCAUGUCGACGUGACCAGCUGGCACAAGGGGCUGCAAGAGGAGAUGGAGACUCUGGUGAAGGACCAUGGUGUGAACUCUUUCCUCGUGUACCUGGCCUAUAAGGACAUUUUCCAGCUCUCUGACUCCCAGAUCUAUGAGGUGUUCAGUGUCAUCCGUGACCUGGGGGCCAUCGCGCAGGUCCACGCAGAGAACGGCGAUAUCGUGGCUGAGGAGCAGCGCCGGAUCCUUGAGCUGGGCAUCACCGGACCGGAGGGCCAUGUACUGAGCCGUCCGGAGGAGGUGGAGGCUGAGGCGGUCAACCGCUCCGUCACCAUAGCCAAUCAGACAAACUGCCCCUUGUACGUAACCAAGGUGAUGAGCAAGAGUGCCGCUGACGUCAUCGCCCUUGCCAGGAAGAAGGGUACCGUGGUUUUUGGUGAGCCCAUUUCCGCCAGCCUGGGCACUGACGGCUCACACUACUGGAGCAAGAACUGGGCCAAGGCUGCAGCCUACAUCACAUCCCCACCCCUGAGUCCAGACCCAAGCACACCCGACUACCUCAACUCACUGCUGUCCUGCGGGGACCUGCAGGUGACAGGCAGUGCCCACUGCACCUUUAACACUGCCCAGCGCGCCGUGGGCAAAGACGACUUCACACUCAUCCCAGAGGGCACUAAUGGCACCGAGGAGAGGAUGUCUCUCGUGUGGGACAAGUGUGUGGUGACGGGGAAGAUGGAUGAGAACCAGUUUGUGGCAGCAACCAGCACCAAUGCUGCCAAGAUCUUCAACCUGUACCCUCGCAAGGGCCGCAUCGCCGUGGGGUCCGACGCUGACCUCAUCAUCUGGGACCCAGAUGUCACCAAGAUCAUCUCUGCAAAGACUCACAACCUGGCUGUGGAGUACAAUAUCUUCGAGGGCACAGAAGUGCGUGGUAUCCCACUGGUGGUCAUCAGCCAGGGCAAGAUCGUGCUGGAGGAAGGCAACCUGCACACAACGGAAGGUUCCGGACGCUACAUUGGCCGCAAGCCCUUCUCUGACUAUGUGUACAAGAGGAUAAAGGCCCGCAGCCGGCUGGCUGAGCUGAGGGGGGUCCCUAGGGGCCUUUAUGAUGGCCCAGUGUGUGAGGUGUCUGUUACCCCCAAGACUGUAACCCCUGCCUCCUCCACCAAGACCUCACCGGCCAAGCAGCCAGCUCAACCGGUGCGGAAUUUGCACCAGUCAGGGUUCAGCCUGUCAGGUGCUCAGAUUGAUGACAACAUCCCACGGCGCAACACCCAGCGCAUUGUAGCGCCCCCAGGUGGAAGGGCCAACAUCACCAGUCUGGGUUAAGCUUCCCAAAGCUCUUGGUUCACAGGGGAUGGGGGAUCAGCGAUUUGAAGGUCCUUUGUAGAAACCCCACCCCCAAAAUACACAAACAAACCAACCCCCCCGCCCUUCACACCCAACCCCACACCUCCCCAACCCCACAUGGACCCAGCUGAAGAAACUGAUUAGUUGAAUAACUCUUAUGAAAAUAAAUGAAAACCCAUCAUGUUUGAGAUCCGGAUCUUACUUCACUGAGUGUCACCAACAGGUCGCACUGAUCUUUUGUUCUGAGGAAGAGCAGAGGGAGACGUUGGCAGUCUGAGGGCUCUUCAGUCACCAUCAUUUUUCUGUUUUUGCCUUUCGCUGUGCUGUCAGGCCCGGCACCAGCCGAGUCGCGGGGCACUUCUCUGUGGCACUUUUCCUUAUUUACGCCGUUCCACCCCCUGAUCAGCAGGCCCCUAAGGGCCACUGUGCAGAUCCUCUGCUGUCCUGCCUUUGCCAGUUACCAGGUCAGCAUCACACAGAACUCAUCUCACUUUCCUGGCCGACAAACUUUAAUUCAGGCCAGUAUUACUGCUGAGUCACAGAGCCCCUCAUGGAGACUGUGGUACUCAGUUCCCAUUGUGGGCAUUUUGGGGAGUGUGGGGGUCACAGCGAUGAAGCUGCUUGCUGACCCCCCCACCCUGGUCCCCAGAGUCACCCUGUCAGUGCCAGUCAGCUGUUACGCUGGGCCUCCUCUUCCAUGCCUGGUCAUUUCUGAGUUUGCCAUAUCACUCGCGCUGGUCGGGACCUCGCACUCUGGCCAUGAGCCAAGCCUCUGUUUGCUUGCUUGCCCCCCCCUCGAUCUGCUGCGUAGCUUUGGUCUGGCUUUGGGCAGCGACAUCAUACGUGCUGGAUUUUCUGCCAUCUUCUACUGGUUGUUUUAGUUAAGUGGUUGCCAGGGCAACAGGCUCCUGAGUCACCCCUGAUUGGCCCCUCAUAGCUUUCUGUUUGUCUUGACAACUGCUUUGGAUCUGAUGUCACCCCUAGCAACACUCCCAAACCUGGUGCUAUUAGAAUAACAGACCGGGAGUGGCCUGCCUCUGCACUGAGGCCGCUGGCAGUUUCUGAACUGUUCCUCCUUCAGCCAUGUCUGAGAGCUACAGUGUUUUUGAGUAGGAGAGAUGUAUCUGCUCUGACUUGGUCAGGAGGUGCCUUUUUCCAUUGGACUGUCCGUUCUUGCCUGACUAUCUGAGUAACUCAGAGACAAAUGGACAGACUUUUCUCUUUCUUUAUGCUAAGUGUGGCCUCCUUGGUCACUUUCAUUGGUCCAGUGGGACACUCAGAUGCCUUGUCGUGUGUCGAGGGGAGGGGUCUCCCCUCCUGCUUCUCACAACAACAGAAGCCAGGCCCUGCAGCUCCAGCUGCCCCCAAAGGCCAGUAUUGGUGCUGAAACCCAGGGGGGCCACAGGCCAGCUGUCCACAGCCCUGUGACUUAUCCUCCUCAGAAUGCAACCAGCACCCACCCCCCAGGCCUAUCCCUAUGUGUAACAGCCACACCCCAGUCCUGCCUUGGCUGUGCCCCAGUCCUAUCUGCUCCUGCCUGACUCUGCCCCCGCCCAGCUUGCCCUCACCCCUGGCCUCUUUAUCUGCGUCCUGGCCACACCCUGCUUUGUUGGUGCUGCUGUUUUUCUAUACCAUGCUGGUGUGUGAUGUUAGUAAAGUGCAGAUUGAGUGAUGUUUUUUUAUUUUGAAGCUGUUAUGGCCCCCCUCCCCCAGCCAAUCGCCCCCCCCCCCCCUUGGUAAAAGUGAAGCUCACCGUGAUUUAUGUUUCAUAAGGAUGUGUCGACUUCCACUGCUGUUUGCUUCCGAAUGAUAUGAUGAUUAAAGCAGGAAGGAAAAGG